CGGGAGGCGGCGGGAGCGCGGCGGCGGCGCAGCCGGGCCUGCGCCGGGCUCGGGGUCGGGCGGCGGCGCGGCCGCGGGCGAGUCGUGGUACCUGGCGCUGCUGGGCCUGGCCGAGCAUUUCCGCACGUCCAGCCCGCCCAAGGUGCGGCUGUGCGUGCACUGCCUGCAGGCCGUGCUGCCCCGCAAGCCCCCGGCCCGCAUGGAGGCCCGCACGCACCUCCAGCUCGGCUCCGUGCUCUACCACCACACCCGCAACGGCGACCAGGCCCGCGGGCACCUGGAGAAGGCGUGGCUGAUAUCCCAGCAGAUCCCACAGUUUGAAGAUGUGAAGUUUGAGGCAGCCAGUUUGCUGUCGGAGCUCUACUGCCAGGAGAACUCCGUGGACACGGCCAAGCCCCUGCUGCGCAAAGCCAUCCAGAUCUCCCAGCAGACUCCCUACUGGCACUGCAGGCUGCUCUUCCAGCUGGCUCAACUCCACACGCUGGAGAAGGAUUUGGUGUCAGCCUGUGACCUGCUGGGCGUGGGGGCGGAGUACGCGCGCGUGGUGGGCUCCGAGUACACCAGAGCCCUCUUUCUGCUCAGCAAGGGGAUGCUGCUGCUGAUGGAGAGGAAGCUGCAGGAGGUUCACCCGCUGCUGACGCUGUGUGGGCAGAUCGUGGAGAACUGGCAGGGCAACCCCAUCCAGAAGGAAUCCCUCAGGGUCUUCUUCCUGGUCCUGCAGGUCACACAUUACUUGGAUGCUGGCCAGGUGAAGAGCGUGAAGCCGUGCCUGAAGCAGCUGCAGCAGUGCAUCCAAACCAUCUCCACCCUGCACGACGACGAGAUCCUGCCCAGCAACCCCGCCGACCUCUUCCACUGGCUGCCCAAGGAGCACAUGUGUGUGCUGGUCUACCUGGUGACAGUGAUGCAUUCCAUGCAGGCAGGCUACCUGGAGAAGGCUCAGAAGUACACAGACAAAGCCCUCAUGCAGCUGGAGAAACUCAAAAUGCUGGACUGCAGCCCCAUCCUGUCCUCAUUCCAAGUGAUUUUGUUGGAACACAUCAUCAUGUGCAGGCUGGUCACAGGACACAAAGCCACAGCCCUGCAGGAGAUUUCCCAGGUCUGCCAGCUGUGCCAGCAGUCUCCCAGGCUCUUCUCCAACCACGCUGCCCAGCUGCACACGCUCCUGGGUCUCUACUGCAUCUCUGUCAACUGCAUGGAUAAUGCAGAAGCACAAUUCACUACAGCACUGAGGCUCACAACCCACCAGGAGCUGUGGGCGUUCAUUGUCACCAACCUGGCCAGCGUCUACAUCCGGGAGGGGAAUCGGCACCAGGAGCUCUACAGUUUAUUGGAAAGGAUAAAUCCCGACCACAACUUCCCAGUGAGUUCCCACUGUCUGCGGGCUGCAGCCUUCUACAUCCGAGGGCUCUUCUCCUUUUUCCAGGGAAGAUACAACGAGGCCAAGCGCUUUUUGCGGGAGACGCUGAAGAUGUCGAACGCCGAGGACCUGAACCGCCUGACGGCGUGCUCGCUGGUGCUGCUGGGCCACAUCUUCUACGUGCUGGGCAACCACAGGGAAAGCAACAACAUGGUGGUGCCAGCCAUGCAGCUGGCCAGCAAGAUCCCAGACAUGUCCGUGCAGCUCUGGUCCUCCGCCCUGCUCCGGGACCUGAACAAGGCGUGUGGCAACGCCAUGGAUGCCCACGAGGCCGCCCAGAUGCACCAGAACUUCUCCCAGCAGCUGCUCCAGGACCACAUCGAGGCCUGCAGCCUCCCUGAGCACAACCUGAUCACGUGGACGGAUGGACCCCCCCCAGUGCAGUUCCAGGCCCAGAACGGCCCCACCACCAGCCUGGCCAGUCUGCUGUGAGCUCCAGGAAAACUAACUCCAGGAAAACUCCAGGAUAUCCACCAACAACAUCCUGGAAGGGGAAGAAAAAAAAAAAAGAAAAAAAGCAUCAAAAACUUGGGAAAAGAAACAAAAAAAAAAUCCAUGGAAAAGCUUCAGAAUUCCCUCUGGUAGUGAGAAAAACCCAGGAAUUUUCCAGGGAUUCCCAGAGCCUCCGGAGCUGCUUUUCCAGGUGGGAAUGUCCAGGUGAAUCCCAAGGUUUGAUCCUGGAGGGAAUUGCCAGGGCAAGCUGGGAAUCCUCGGGGAUAAGGGGAUGAGGAAGUCAUGGAUUGGAUUCCCAGCUGGAAUUCCCCGAGGGGAAAUUCCCAUUUUUUUGGGAAGGAGGAAUUCCAGGAUUUCCUGGGAUGUCCCUCCCUGCAGCCACAGCUCUCCCCGUGCUUUUGGGAUUGGCAAAAAUCCGGAGUUUUCCUGCUGAUCCCAAAUUUUUCCAAGCUGAAGGCACCACCUGUGCCUUAAGAAUUCCCAAAUCCUGGGAAUAAAUCCCAAUCCAGAGGUUUGGGAUGGAAUUCCAGCCUUGCCCUUGGCACAAAAUUUCUUUUUCCAGGUUAAAUUCCCUGGUUUUAGCCCAGUUUUUUGGAUUUCCCAGAGAUCUGGGAAUGCUGGAUCCCAGCAGUGCCUGGGGUGGAACUGAGUUGUUUUUUCCCAGCUGGAAUUUCUCCAGAUUUCUGGGAAAAACCUCUGGAAUUGUUGGAGAGAGGAAAACAGAAGCCGUGGAACUGCCAGAGAUUUUUGGGAAUUUUCAAUCCCACCUGGAUGGGAAGGAACCUCAAAAUCCCUUUACAUUUCCCUCAUUCCCAUAAUUGGUUUUUCCCAAAUCCCAUCUUUUUCCAGUGCAAGGAAUUUUUUCCACCCAAAUUCCUCAAUUUCUCCCUCUGGAAUUCAUUCCAGGGAUGAGGGGUUUUUUGGUACCAUUCCCAAAAAUUUGCAUUUUCCAGGGUUUUUUUUCUAUGGAAGUCCUGGUCCUAAGUCUGCAAAGGAUCUGGAAAUCCCUGGAAGUUUUGGGGACUGAGGAUUGGGAGUUUUUAUUCCAGAUUUUAUUUUUUUUUUGGGGGAUUAAGGAAAACCCUCAGUGCCACUGGAACUGAAAAAAAAAAGCAGGGAAAAAAAUCCCCCAAAAUUCCCAAAUCCAGGGAUUUUCCAGCCUGAAUCCAGGGCUGGAAUUCCUGUGGGGAAACUCCUGGGGUUUUUUUGGGAUCCCACAGAGACAGAACCAUCCCAGGAAUUUGGGAUCUGGGGAUUUUCAUCAGGAACUGGGGGAGUUUUCCCAGUUUUUCAGUUUUUUGGGAAGUACAUUCCCAGGUUUUAUUUCCUCUCGAGUGCAACAGUUCCUUGGAAUCUUUUUCCUUGGAAUUUUCCUGGCUUGGGAAAGGCUGACAUUCCCAAAUCCCAGCCAGGAAAUCCAAAUUUUCCUUUCUAACUCCAGAAUAUUCUGCAAUUUCAGGCCCAACUCAGAUCCAGCUUGGAAUUUUGGGCUCAAAUUCCCAACUUCUGGGCUGGAGAAGCCUCGGGAUGAUCCCAAUCCCAGGGCAGGGACACUUCCACUAUUCCAGGCUGCUCCCACCUGCAUUUGAGCACUUCCAGGGCGGCCAAACCCCACAAACUUUGGGGAAAAACCCGGAAAAAAAUGGGGAAAGAAUUGGGAAAACUCCCAAUUGCGGAGAGCUGUGGUUGGGGCUGAGCUUUGGGAAUUCCCCAGGUGGGAAAAGAUCCUUUCCCACCCCCCAGAGACGCCGAGGAAGGAGCAGAAUUCCCAAAAAUUCCCCAAAAUUCCCAAUUUUCCGCCUUCAGUCUCCUGUAAAAAUCCAUCAGAAUCGGUGAAAGAGCCGGAAAAUCCCUUGGGAAUUCUGGUGGGGAUUGGGGUGGGAGCUCUGAGCUGAUCCAGCUCCCGGAAUUCCCAAAUUCCCGGCGGAAAUUCCAAUGUACAGAGCUUUUUACCAUUGUAUAUUAAAUUAUUUAAUAGCUUUU
Messenger RNA from Passer montanus (Eurasian tree sparrow), 3856 nucleotides. It is a transcript of the gene MAU2, whose product is annotated as MAU2 sister chromatid cohesion factor. The transcript has 19 exons. Lineage: Eukaryota; Metazoa; Chordata; Aves; Passeriformes; Passeridae. Gene Ontology annotation, molecular function: double-stranded DNA binding; protein binding. Gene Ontology annotation, cellular component: SMC loading complex; chromatin. Bases 200 to 1852 code for a protein of 550 amino acids. The record is from RefSeq and is a predicted model, not a curated record. Gene Ontology annotation, biological process: maintenance of mitotic sister chromatid cohesion; mitotic sister chromatid cohesion.